AGCCAGGCCAGCAACAGACACCAAAGACAGAGACGCUGAGUAGGCCACCUUUCUACUGUCACCACGAUGAAGCUGCUUGCAAUGACCGUGCUUCUCCUUACCAUCUGUAGCCUUGAAGGGGCUUUGGUUCGGAGACAGGCUGAGGAGCCAACUCUGCAGAGCCUUUUCUCUCAGUACCUCCAGACUGUGACGGACUAUGGCAAGGACCUGGUGGAGAAGGCCAAGGGCCCAGAGCUUCAAGCCCAGGCCAAGGCCUACUUUGAAAAGACGCAGGAACAGCUGACACCCCUGGUCAAGAAGGCUGGAACUGAUCUGAUUAACUUCUUGAGCAAUUUCAUGGACCUCAAAAAAACACAGCCUGCUGAGCAGUGAGGAGACCGUACCAUUUCUUCCAACCCCAGGGACCAGGCCUAGUGUCCCUCUCCCUACCAACUCCCCAUUUUCUACAAUAAAUGUGGAAGGAAUCAAA
Molecule: messenger RNA, 469 nt
Organism: Urocitellus parryii (Arctic ground squirrel)
Lineage: Eukaryota; Metazoa; Chordata; Mammalia; Rodentia; Sciuridae
Gene: Apoa2
Product: apolipoprotein A2
Biological process (GO): lipoprotein metabolic process; cholesterol homeostasis; cholesterol transport
Cellular component (GO): extracellular region; spherical high-density lipoprotein particle
Molecular function (GO): lipid binding; high-density lipoprotein particle binding; cholesterol transfer activity
Source: RefSeq, a predicted model, not a curated record